AUGAAUCGAAUGAUCGCGGCUGCCAUUCUGCUCACGUUCGCCGUUGUGUAUGCGUUCCAACCAGAUGAUCAACUCUCAGAGAUGGAGAAGCGAAAAUCGGCGUACAUGCGUUUCGGUCGAUCAGAUCCCCAGCUCGCAGAUCAGUUGAUGAUGGACAAAAGGAAGAGCGCCUACAUGAGAUUUGGCAAGCGAUCUGAAGCCUUAGACGAGGACACCAUGGAUAUGGAAAAACGCAAAUCGGCCUAUAUGCGUUUUGGCAAGAGAAAGAGCGCCUACAUGCGGUUAGUAGAUGAUUUAUUGCGUUUUCGGGAAAGACCACACAAAGGCAUGGUCACAGAAAAAACGUGGACAUCUUUCGCAUUGUUUUCACACAAAUUCCAUUCUUCAUCCAAAAUUUGGUCCCGUUUUUUGUCCUUC
This is a messenger RNA of Ostertagia ostertagi, 417 nucleotides long. Lineage: Eukaryota; Metazoa; Nematoda; Chromadorea; Rhabditida; Trichostrongylidae. The record is from the annotation of a GenBank genome assembly.